AAGUGGCUGUAUGACAUGUUGUUAGUUGCUAAUGGCUCCCGAAAGAUAAAGCAGCCCUCUGAAGAUGGCCGGGAUGUUUGAGGUAGAGGUGGAUGGUGUGGAGCACGACCACGGACUAGAGCAUCAUAAUGAACCGAUCCAGGUCGCGCUAAUAUUUCCCCCCUGCAUUUAUCAAGUGGCCACAAAGAUAAUUUUGUCUCUUGUCUACAGUUUGAUGCGUCUAAGCUCUCACCGGAGGAGAAGUGGAGGGUGGAGCAUGCCAAGAUGCAUGCCAAACACAAAGGCCACGAGGCCAUGCACGCCGAGAUGGUCCUGAUCCUCAUCGUCACACUUGUCAUCGCCCAGCUCGUCCUCGUGCAGUGGAAGCAGCGGCACCCAAAGUCUUACAACCUGGUGACUCUGUUCCAGAUGUGGGUAGUUCCUCUCUACUUUACUACCAAACUUCACUGGUGGAGGUUCCUGACCACCUGGUUUAUCUUCUCUGUCAUCACAGCAUAUAUUAGCUACCGUGCCACUCGCAAGCCUCUGGCCUGCACCACACCGAGGUUGGUGUACAAGUGGUUCCUGCUCCUCUACAAGAUCAGCUAUGGCACUGGAAUAGUUGGCUACACUGUUGUUAUGUUUACGCUUUUUGGCAUCAAUCUUAUUUUCAGGAUAAAGCCCGAAGAUGCGAUGGACUUUGGCGUGUCCCUGCUUUUUUACGGACUGUAUUAUGGUGUGCUCGGAAGAGACUUCGCCGAGAUGUGUGCCGACUUCAUGGCGUCGACUGUCGGGUAUUACAGCGCAUCCGGAAUGCCGACGAAGCAUUUGUCUGAUAAUAUCUGCGCCGUAUGUGGACAAGCCAUCCUCGUUGAUGUCAGUGAGGAGGGCAUCAUUGAGAACACGUACAGAUUAUCCUGCAACCAUGUGUUCCAUGAGUUCUGCAUAAGAGGUUGGUGCAUCGUGGGAAAGAAGCAGAUGUGCCCGUAUUGUAAAGAGAAGGUGGAUCUCAAGAGGAUGUUCAGCAACCCCUGGGAAAGGCCACAUGUCAUGUAUGGCCAACUUUUAGACUGGCUUCGCUACUUGGUGGCCUGGCAGCCUGUUAUUAUCGGCUUUGUGCAAGCCAUCAACUACGUCCUCGGUCUGGAGUGACCCGCAAGUGUGGGGAAAUGGACAAACGGAGAAGAAAACGCUCCGAUUCUAAUGACUGGGAGCCUAGCAAUGAACUGAAACAUCUGUUUUAAAAAGUAUCUGUACUUUUUGUAUAUAUUUUUAGGCGCACAUCACCAGUACUAAUGUUUGGGUUGAAUCAUGAUCUCAAUAUCUUGUCAAUUCUUUGAUUUGAUUUCUUUUUUUGGGGUCACACCCUAAUUGGUUUUUUGCAACUAACGCCCCAGUAAAGAUGUUCAUCAUCAUGA
Messenger RNA from Syngnathus typhle (broad-nosed pipefish), 1397 nucleotides. It is a transcript of the gene rnf121, whose product is annotated as ring finger protein 121. The record is from RefSeq and is a predicted model, not a curated record. The coding region runs from base 265 to 1131 and encodes 288 amino acids. Gene Ontology annotation, cellular component: Golgi membrane; endoplasmic reticulum membrane. The transcript is spliced from 9 exons. NCBI's taxonomy places the organism in Eukaryota, Metazoa, Chordata, Actinopteri, Syngnathiformes, Syngnathidae. Gene Ontology annotation, molecular function: ubiquitin protein ligase activity; metal ion binding.